This is a messenger RNA of Anthonomus grandis grandis, 864 nucleotides long. RefSeq names its product glycine cleavage system H protein, mitochondrial (gene ppl). The transcript is spliced from 5 exons. Gene Ontology annotation, cellular component: cytoplasm; mitochondrion; glycine cleavage complex. The coding region runs from base 293 to 790 and encodes 165 amino acids. Lineage: Eukaryota; Metazoa; Arthropoda; Insecta; Coleoptera; Curculionidae. The record is from RefSeq and is a predicted model, not a curated record. Gene Ontology annotation, biological process: glycine decarboxylation via glycine cleavage system; protein lipoylation.
CGACAGUGACAGACGUUAAUAUAUUAUUUAUUUAAAAGGCCCUAGGGAAAAUAGCAAUAGCAAAAUAAUUUAGAAAUUAAAUAUUUAAAAACAGAAAAUUUAAAAAAAUAAGCCGUUUAACUUAAUCAGUCUGCCGAUAAUGUUUACAAUAAAAUAAGAUAAAAGAAUUAAUGUCACGAGCUUGACCACCUUAUCACUUCUUCUUUGGCUCACUGGUAUAGUUCACACAGUUUGGACUUAUUUUUAAUAGUUUCGCGAUAAGAGCGAGUCAUUUUCGAAGAAGUCACGAGAAAUGGCAGUGGUACCGCGCGUUUUAUGUAACGUAUCCUGUAGGUUAUUCAAAAAUGUCUCUCAACUGCCAAAGAAGUCUAGUCAGAAGUUUCUUCACUCUUCCAGACAGUUAUAUGCAGAAAGACUGUUCACACAAAAACACGAAUGGGUGAUGAUUGAUGGAAAACUUGGCACUGUAGGAAUCUCAGAUUAUGCCCAGGAGGCCCUAGGUGAUGUUGUAUAUGCCCAACUGCCCGAUGUGGGCAUGGAAGUGAAACAGAAAGAUGAGUGCGGUGCAUUAGAAAGUGUUAAGGCUGCCAGUGAAAUCUACAGUCCUCUUAGUGGGAAAAUUGUCGAGAAGAAUGUUGAAGUAGAAGAAACCCCUUCUUUAAUUAAUACCUCAUGCUAUGAUAAAGGUUGGCUAUUCAAGCUGGAACUAAGCAAUGAAUUAGAACUUCAAGAGUUAAUGAGCGAGUCGAAAUAUAAAGAAUAUCUCAAAACUCAAGAAGAAGAUCAUUAGAAAAUCCCUUGUAGUCAUUAGAGUUAAGUGAAAUGUUAUUCCUUAUCAGUUUGUAUAUUAAAUUGUUUAAUUCA